Chelonus insularis is the source of this 3330-nucleotide messenger RNA. RefSeq names its product vacuolar protein sorting-associated protein 18 dor (gene dor). The transcript is spliced from 16 exons. The record is from RefSeq and is a predicted model, not a curated record. The coding region runs from base 252 to 3251 and encodes 999 amino acids. Gene Ontology annotation, molecular function: protein-macromolecule adaptor activity. Gene Ontology annotation, biological process: intracellular protein transport; endosome organization; organelle fusion. Gene Ontology annotation, cellular component: endosome; HOPS complex. Lineage: Eukaryota; Metazoa; Arthropoda; Insecta; Hymenoptera; Braconidae.
GUUUUUAUUUUCAAAUGAUUGAAAUGUCAUUUGAUUUUAUCAGUCAUAAAUUUUAAAAUAUACAAAAUUUAUUUUAUGAGAAAAAUUUUGUUUAUAACAAUAUGUAACGUCAUGAAACAACACUGUGUUCCUGACAAUACUUCUUUAAAUGAAUCCAUCUCAUGUCAGUCUAAAAAUUAAUGAAUAAUUAUUAAUAUUAUAAUUAAUUUGAAGAAUUAUCCUGACUAUUUGUCGUAAUAUUAUUAAUAAAAAUGACUUCAAUCUUUGAUCAAUACGAGAAGGCAUCUCAAAGAUCGAAACCAUCAGGAUCGGAGCUUAUGAAGCCUGAUAUUUGUACAACUGGAUUUAUUCAAAUGAAAUUACAAGAUGAAGAACCAAUUUUUAUCAGACAAAGAGUUAAUUUUAAACCUCCAGAUAGUAUUUUACAUCUUGCAGUAAGCAGUAAUUAUAUUGUGAUUGCAAUGGCAAACAAUGUUUUAUUACGCAUUGAUGUUAAAGUUCCGGAGAAAAUAGAAGAAAUUGACAUAUCAAAAUAUAUUGGAAACAUGAAAAUAUCGGGACUAUUUUUAGAUCCUUUGGGUUAUCAUUUACUUAUCACUAUGGUCCCUAAAGUUGGUGAUAGUCCACCAGAUUUAUUUUAUUUACAUCGUUCAUCAACCAAGUUAAAACAGGCAGGCAAGUUUCGAAGUCAUGAAAUAACUGCGGUUGGUUGGAAUUUCGCUAAUACUUCAGAGACCACUACUGGUCCUAUAUUGCUUGGAACUUCGAAAGGGCUAAUUUUUGAAACAGAAAUUGGUUUAGAUGGAGAUAAAAUAUUUAAUACAAGUCUCGAACAAUACUGGAAACAGCUUCCUAAUUACUUACCUCUUUACGGUAGUAAAGAGGUUGAUGGAUUGGUAUUUGAUAUUGGAGAAGAAAGUAAGCCACCAAUAACUGGAAUAGCUUUUCAUAAGAUACCUAAUUCAGAGAAAUAUUUUAUUAUUGUAACAACUCUAAUAAGAAUCUAUCAGUAUGUUGGCACUAUUAAUAAUCCACAAGAGAAGCCUUUAUUACAACAAAUAUUCAGUAAAUAUCUCAAUGUUAAAGAGCGUUUUAAUCAACUAGAAAGUUCUUUACCGUAUUCACGCAUGCAGUUUUAUUAUCCAGUACCAAAAGGACUACCAAAAACUUUCGGUUGGUUAACAGAAACGGGCAUUUUAUAUGCAGAAAUUGAUCCACAAAUCGAUUCUGACAGUAUUUUAAUAAAUCAAGAAAUGUUAUAUUGCCCUGAAACGAGUUUAAGUGGAACUACCGUCUCAAAUACGGCUACUGCACCUAUAAAUUUUAUUUUAACUAAAUUUCAUGCUCUUAUUCUUUAUACCGAUCAUGUGAAAGGCAUUUCAUUACUCAAUCAAGAGCUAAUUUUUGAAGAUAUAUACGAUGAUACAUAUGGCAAACUAAUUAAUAUCACGAAAGAUCCAAUAACAGGAUCAAUUUGGGCGUAUUCAGAAAGUGCAUUAUUCAAAUAUAAAGUUACGAAAGAAGAAAGAAAUGUUUGGCAAGUUUACAUGGAAAAGGGAGAAUUUGGAUUAGCUAAAGAGUAUUGUAAAGAUAAUCCAGCUUAUAUAGAUCAAGUUCUGAUUAAAGAAGCUGAAAUGUUGUUCAAAUACAAAGAAUUCGAAAAAAGUGCAAUGAUAUAUGCGGAUACACAUUCGUCUUUUGAAGCAAUAUCUUUAAAGUUUCUCCAAGAGUCACAAAUAGAAGCAUUGAAAUUAUUUCUGAGAAAAAAAUUAGAAGGUCUUAGGCCACAAGAUAAUACACAAAUUACGAUGAUUGUUGUGUGGGUUGUUGAAUUGUUCAUGAAUCAAAUGGGAACCUUAAGAAAUGAUCAAACCUCGCAUUUAUAUAACUCAUCAUAUACUGAACUUCAAAAACAAUUUGAUCAAUUCCUAAGCAUUCCUACUGUUGAAGACUGUGUAAAAAAUAAUUUUAAAACAAUAUAUAAAUUAAUGGCUAGCCAUGGUGAUAAAGAUAAUUUGAUUAAAUUAACUAUCAUGCAUCGUAAUUAUGAAGAAGUCAUUCGUCAACAUCUAUAUAAAAACAAUUAUCUAGAUGCUCUGGAAGUAUUAAAAAGUCAAGGAAAUAAAAAUCUUUUUUAUCAAUUUACUGGAAUUCUAGUGCAAGAAUUACCAAAGCCUACUAUUGCAGCUUUAAUUUCUCAAGGAUCUCAAUUACAACCAUCAAAACUUUUAUCUGCAUUAGUAUCAUGUGAUAGUGAUGAAAAACACGCUAAAGAAGUCAUAAAAUAUCUAGAAUUUUGUAUUUAUAAACAGAAUUGUCCAGACCAAGCAAUACAUAAUUUUUUAUUGUCAUUAUAUGCAAGAUAUAAACCAGAUGAAGUGAUGCGUUAUAUUGGAUCUCAAGGUCAUGAUAUAACAAUGGUACCAUAUGACGUACAUUAUGCUUUACGAUUGUGUCAGGAAGUUGGUUUAACUGAAGCUUGUGUACAACUUUCGGCUCUUCUAGGAUUAUGGACUACUGCUGUUGAUUUAGCUUUAACAAUCAAUGUCGACUUGGCUAAACAAAUAGCUGCUAUGCCAUCGCACCACGAUAACGAAUUAAAAAAGAAAUUAUGGCUAAAAAUAGCUGAACAUGUUGUACGUGAACGUGAUGAUAUCCAACAAGCUAUGGAAUUUUUACAACAAUGUGAACUUCUUAGAAUCGAAGAUAUUUUGCCAUUCUUUUCUGAUUUUGUUACCAUUGAUCAUUUUAAAGAUGCUAUUUGUAAUUCACUACAAGAAUAUAAUCAGCAUAUUCAAGAUCUUAAAGAAGAAAUGCAAGAAGCAACAAAAUCAGCUGAAAUUAUUCGAAAAGAUAUUCAAGCGUUUCGCACUAGAUGUACAUUUGUACAUGUCAGAGAUACAUGUAACUCGUGUGAAGUUCAACUUUUAUUGAGGCCUUUUUAUGUAUUUCCAUGUGGUCAUCGAUUUCACAGUGAUUGUUUGAUUUCUAUUUUGACACCAAUGUUAUCAAUUGAACAACAAUUAAAAUUGACAGAUCUCCAAAGACAGCUAACAGCUUUACCUAGGAAAUCUGAUGAAACUGUGUCUAUAGGAUCUGUAUCACUAUCCACCAAAGAUCAAAUAAAAGCUGAUCUCGAUGAACUCAUUGCGUCAGAGUGUCUAUAUUGUGGAGAAUAUAUGAUUGAAUCUAUUGAUAAACCAUUUAUUGAGGAAGAAAAUUAUGACAAAAUAAUGGCUGAAUGGUCAUAAAAAUUGUAUGAAAAAUAUACAUGAUUGCUUAAAAAAUAUAUCACUAUGUAAAUAGAAAAAUAUCUAAUAAAUUUACAAA